This is a messenger RNA of Oldenlandia corymbosa var. corymbosa, 1545 nucleotides long. NCBI's taxonomy places the organism in Eukaryota, Viridiplantae, Streptophyta, Magnoliopsida, Gentianales, Rubiaceae. The record is from the annotation of a GenBank genome assembly.
AUGUGGAGGCUCCAAGUUGCAACAGAAGCUGAUCACGGCCAGAAGAAUGGGGAUAUCAAUAACAGUGUUGGAACAUGUUUGUGGAAGUUUGAUGCCGAUGCCGGAACUCCACAAGAGCGGGCACAAGUUGAGAAUCUCCGGGAUGAAUUCCGGCGCAAUAGGUUCCAUGUAAAGCUAAGCGCUAAUCGCCUCUUGAGAAUGCAGAUGACACGGGACAACAGUGAUGACACGUACGACAUAAAACUCACCAAGGAGGAUCGUGAUGUAACUAAAGACGUCGUCACUGAGAGCUUGAAAAGAGGCCUUAACUAUUAUUCCCAACUCCAAGCUGCUGAUGGUCACUGGCCAUGUGACAUGCUUGGUCCCUUGUUCAUUGGUCCAACAAUGAAUGAAGAUGGCGGAUGGGGACUAAAUGUGGAAGGGCACAGUACGAUGUUCAGUUCCGUGAUGAAUUAUUUGGCGCUCCGAUUAAUGGGAGAAAAUCUGGAAGAGCAAGAUGAUACUGAACGAAGAGAAGCUUUGGCUUUGGCUCAAAAAUGGAUUAUUGACCAUGGCACUGCAAUUGCAAUUCCUUCAUGGGGAAAGUACUUGUUAGCGAUACUAGGUGUUUACGAAUGGUCAGGCUGCAAUCCUGUGCCUCCCGAGUUUUGGCUACUCCCUUCUUUCUCACCCAUAAGUCCAGGAAAAAUGUUGUCCUUUUGUCGUUUGGUUUAUUUACCAUUGUCGUACCUAUAUGGAAAGAGAUUUGUUGGAAAGACAACAAAAUCAAUAGUACGUUGUUUAAGAGAAGAAUUGUACACUGAACCAUACGAAGAAAUAGAUUGGAUUAAGGCUCGGGACAUCAGUGCCAAGGUUCGGGAAAAUCCUUCGGGUGACUUCACCAAAAUGUAUAGGCAUGCAACCAAAGGAGCUUGGACAUUUUCAGCUGCCAAUCAAAAAUGGCAAGUUUCAGAUUGCACGGGAGAAGGGCUAAAGGCAGCUUUGUUGCUAUCACUACUUUCCCCGACUAUUGUUGGAGAAAAAUUGAGUGAAACCAAUUUGCAUGACGCUGUGAAUAUAAUUCUUUCAAUACAGAGCCCGAAUGGAGGGUUUCCAGCAUGGGAACCAGCAAGGGCUUCUCGUUGGGUAGAGUCGCUGAAUCCAAUAGAGUUUUUCGAAGAUACCCUCAUUGAACGAGAACGGAUCAUGACUUAUCAAAAACUCGUUAAACCGAUGAGUAUUAAAUCAACGUUCAUAGUUAAUUACUUGGAACCGGCCGGGAUGCAGGUCUAUACAAACCUUGAUGGUGAACGGCCGCACGCAGUACAAACAGCUUGGGCACUCCUUGCUCUGAUCAAAGCUGGGCAGUUGGAAAGGGAUGCGAAACCCAUAAAUCGAGCCGUGAAGACGCUGAUCAAUAUGCAAAUGCCAAACGGUGACUUUCCUCAACAGGAAAAUACUGGAGCUUUUAUGAGGUACUGCAUGUUGAACUAUACUUCCUACAGAAACAUCUUCCCACUUUGGGCACUUGGUGAAUACCGAAGCCAUGUUUCUUUCGUUCCAUGA